Molecule: messenger RNA, 5936 nt
Organism: Phlebotomus argentipes
Lineage: Eukaryota; Metazoa; Arthropoda; Insecta; Diptera; Psychodidae
Gene: rib
Product: broad-complex core protein
Exons: 3
Coding region: 1263-3242 (659 amino acids)
Biological process (GO): regulation of transcription by RNA polymerase II
Cellular component (GO): nucleus
Molecular function (GO): DNA binding; protein binding
Source: RefSeq, a predicted model, not a curated record
GAAGCGCUGCUGAGCGCCCCUCUCGCGCACACCAACGUUCUUUUUUACUUCCUUCUAAACACACAUAUUCUUUGGGUGCCUUUGGGGGGAAUUUGCGAAUCGUUUCCUGCUUCGGCAAAUUCGUCUCUCACACAUUUACGCACUUCUUCGCACUGCCCAGAGAGCCGCGAAGUGUGGUGGAUAUUCGGCUAAAAUUUUUUUUAUCAUCAUCAACAUCAUCAAACUUUUGGUGAAUCCGCGACAGAACAUUUUUGUUAUUUCGCCAAAAAGACGCCCUUUUUGUUUGCGAAAAACAAGCCACGAAUGAGGCAUUUUUCACCAUAUCCAGAAAGCUGUAGAAAUUCUCUGCGUGCUGUUUUUGAUGAGAAAUUCUGUUUGUGACAAUGUGUAUGUGUUUCGUCUCAUUGACCAGACCAACGACGACAAAUCGACCAACCAGCAGAAAUGAAUUAAUAAAAUUUCACCAGCAAACAGUCUAAAAAAGCAAAGCCUAAAAACUCAAAAAAUAUUACCACAAAGUGACUAAAUCGCGACAAAGAAUCGACUUUGAAUUGAAGUGCCUUGAAAAGGAAUAAAAAAAGGACACACACUAACGAGAUAAUGUGAAGAUAAGCAAAGUGAUAUGUACACUGAGAGAAGAGCAAGACUCAUGAGGGCAAGCCUAGUUUGACUAGAUUAAAUUAAAAAAAAAAAACAAAUAAAAAAGAAAGACAUUCGCGAAAAUUCGACAUAAUUUUUGGCAAAAUUCGGCAAAACCAAGUAAAGUGAACUAACAAAGAAUCCCAGCCCCACACAGCUAAAAAACAAUUUUUGAGAAUUCACCAGAAAUCUGAACGAGACUCUAGCAUUUUUGGACUUUUUGGUUAUAUUUUUGGUUGAUUUAUAAACUAUCUUUUUUUUGUAAUUUACCUACAAAACUUUUCGGCCUGAGCUGUGUGUGUGGUUUCCCUAUUCAAAAUUUUUCGUUGUCAAAAUUAUUCACUUCCCAAAAAACAAAAUAUCAAAAUUCAAAAUUUUUCCUGAAAAAUCCAACAUCCAAAACUAUCCCCAAAAAAAAUUACUAACCAAGUUAAACAAAAAAUUGCGAAAUUGUGAAGCAAGAGAGAGGAUUAAGGAGAUCCUGUGAAUUCCGUGGAGAAUUUCUCGUGUCGAUGCCAGGAGGAAUUUGCAUCUGCACGGACUUCUUGGUGAAGAGCGUCAAUUAAUUUUAGUGGAAAACGUUGCAUUUUUUGGGGGGUGAAAGAAGGAGAAAAUUCAGCAACAUGAGUAACAGUGAAGGUCAGACAUUCUGCCUGCGGUGGAACAACCACAAGUCCAACCUCGUGGAGAUUCUGGACGUGCUGGUGAAGAUGGAGAACUACGUGGACUGCACACUGUAUGUGGACGGGAAUGUGCAGUUCAAGGCGCACAGAGUCGUGCUGGCCGCCAACUCGCCCUACUUCCAGUCCAUCCUGCAGGCCGUGCCCAAUGACCACUGCAGCAUCCUCUGCCCGGGCGUGAGCCAGGUGGAGAUGCGCACGCUGCUGGAGUACAUGUACUCGGGCGAGGUGAAUGUGGCACAGUCCGAGAUUCCGCGCAUCAUGAAGAUCGCCGAGCAGCUGGAGAUCAAGGGAUUGUUCGACAUGGCGGACAUGAAGUACAAAAUGGAGAAGUUCAAGUUCGAAGAGCCACAGCAGUUCUUCGGCACCUUCCACCAGAACAAGCGGCCCAUUUCGGCGGAUCCCUACACCAGGAGCGGCGACAACGGCGGCCCGAGCAGCUCCAAGUCCAACCACCACCAGUUCCCGCACCACCAAUCCUCGCCAGUGAUCUCGACCUCGACCAACGUCUCGUCGGCGCAGAGCAGCAGCUCCUCGCCGCCCUACAACUACAAAUCGCCCUACUCGAGCCUCUAUCCGCGCAGCCCCGGACCCAGCUCGGGGCCCGACCGCGGGCCGCAGUGGCCGCCACUGAGCGCCUCUCUGCCCACACAACAUCUACAGACCGCCGCCGCCGCCAUGCUGAGCUCCGUAUACGAGUCUGGAUCGGAUAUGAACCCACUAAAGCGCAAGAAGAUCUCCAGUAUCUCCAGCAUGCUCAUGUCCAGGGACACGCCGAUCCUGCGCAACGUUCUGGCCCAACCCAACGUCGCCGACUCCUCGCAACCCGUGCCACUCGUGUGCCAGCCCGGCGACCACAGCGACCGCCAGUCCACGCAGUCCAACGGCAGCACUGACUACUCCUCCAAGAACGUGAAGAACGAGGAGCCACACUCGCCGUACACAGACAAGUCCUUCGAAGACGACACCAUGGAGUCUCCGCAAAACUUCUCCGGAGACUCACGGAUCGCGCCUUACGUGCCACAGCAACAGAAGCCGGAGUGGAAGCGGUACAAACAAUACACCAGGAAUGACAUCCUCUCGGCCAUUGAGUGCGUGCGCAACGGAAUGAGUGCUCUGCAGGCGUCCAGGAAGUUUGGAGUGCCCUCGCGGACGCUGUACGACAAGGUGAAGAAGCUGGGAAUCACGACUGGCCGUCCAAUGAAUCGCACAAUCAAGAGGAGUCCGAGCAAUGGCACCAGUCCAGCCGCCUUUCCGUACGGCAUCAGUGGGACCACAACACCGUAUUCCCAUCACUCUGGAGCUGGCCAGGAUGGCGCUUCGCUGGCUCACCAGGCACUGGGCGAUGACAGGGACAGGGAUCAGGCGCACCACUUGCCGCCGACAAUUCCUCAUCCCGCAGCCGCUCUGCUGGACGCCACUUUCCUCCAGCAGGCACUAGAAGCGCGCGGCGGAGACAUCGCCGGCCGGGAAGCGCUUCACGCCAUGGCCUUUGCGGCCGCCGCUCACGCUGCCGUCAACGGUAUCUCCACCAGUCCAGGCACGCACGGCACCGCGCGAUCUCCGAGUCCCAGUCACUUCAUCAAGUACAUGAGGCGCUCCAGGACGCCGCCAGACGCCGACGGGGACAAUCAUCAUGGGCCAGAGGAGGACUACCGCGCCGAAGACCUGUCGAUGGUGAAGAAGGAGAUGGCCUCGCCCUCCGGCGCCUCUACGCCGCUGCCCCAGGGCCCGUCGCACCACUCACCGGCGUCUCCGGACGGCUCAGCACCCGGCUCGCCGGUGCACUCGCCCGCGGCGCCGGCGCCCAGCCAAGGCGUGAUCGUGCCGCCGCUGACCAAGGUGUCACCCACGCUCAAGGAUCCCUUCCUGGAGGAGCGCCAGCGCGAGGCGUCCCCCAUGAACGAGGAGCCCCACGACUAAGCUCAAAUGAACGAGUUGCUCAAAGUCGCUCAAUCAUUUUUGAUCCCGUGUACAAGAGAAUUUCUAAAAUGCUUCAAUCACCGACUGAAUCUGUGCAAUAAGGUAAACAUUUUUGCCCACUUCAAGAAAUUCCUCAAAGGCUCAAAAGAAUUAAGAUAAAGGAGAAAGAAAAAAUCCAUGGUAAACAUGAGCAAAACCGUACUUUUUAAUUUAAAAGAUGAAGAAAAAACACUAUUUCCUAAUUUUCUUUCAUUUUGUAAAUAACUUUUUUAUUAUCUCUUUUCUCUCUCUCUGACUUUCCUUGUGCAAAAAUUCAACCAACUUUUAUUUCCUCUUACUUUAAAAUUAAACCCCUUACUUUAAGAGCUGCGAUUUAUCGUCAACUUCUCUUAAAGUUGUUGCGUGAAAUCACAGUUCGAUUUAAGCUACAUUUUUUUGGUCUUUCGUGGAAGAAAAAAGAAAAUUAAUGUUGUGGAUCGUUUAGUGAGUAAAACUUGGAUUAAACUCGUAGAUUAACGACGUCGGAAGGUUUCGACGGUCUGUGUAAAUUUUAAAUCAAAUCUGUCCUACCACCGAGUGCCUAUUAGAGAAAUGUAGCCUUUAAAGAGAAUAACUAGACAAGAGAGACACUAUAUAUUGAAUGUUUUUGAGCAUUUUAUUAUGAUUUUUUUUACGAGGAAGAGUAAAAGAAAGAAAAAAAAAACUAUAUCGCAUAGUUAAUCACCGCCAUUUAAGUAAUCUUUUAGCACUAAGUCGUUUCAUUUUACAAAACUCUAAACAUAAUCAUGAGACAACAAUUUUACGUAAUGUAUUUAAAUGGAAGGAAUUCUAUAGUUGUAAUUCGUUGAUAGAGUGAAAGAAAGUCCAUCUGGCGAUGAGGAUUAAUAGAAAGUCUAAAUGAUAUUUGAAUAGAGUUAUAUUUUUAACGAAUAUGUAAAAGUAAAUAGAAGAAAAGAAAAAAAACCAACAAAAGACUGAUUGAUGGUAUAAAGUUAAAUUGUGGAGGAUGAAAGAUGUGUAAUGUAGCCAUUCUUAAAUGUAUUUUAACUCUUAGUUGGUGGGAAAUUUUUUCACUCUCAAUUUCGACCCACAAAAGGACAUUUUUGAGAGUGACUAAUUUGGUAGAGCAAAAAUAUUAUUUAAUUAAUAAAAAAAAAUCUAGAUGAGACUGAUUGAUUGAAUUUCUGUAGUUCACAUUGGAAGAGCAUUAAAAAAAUAUUUCUGCACAAUAUUUUGCAAAAUUUCUUUGUAAAUGUUCAAACAAUGCACACAGUAAAUGUAAUUUGUAAAAAGUGUUUUAAAGUUGAAAGAAAAAAAUUAAACAUUUUAAUCUUACUCAGAAUGCUGAAAUACAAAAAAUAUUACUUCUUUUCCUAUUUUUCAAAUGACGAUUAAGAGGAUUUUUGCAAAUAUUAAGAGAGAGUAUAAAAAUGCUGGGGCGAUGCAAUAUUUUAGUAUUGCUCCUGAGAAUUCAGUGUUUUUUUUUGUGCGAAGGAUGAAGAAAAAAUACACAACAAAAAGAGGACAUAUUAAAGAAAUUAGCUUUAAUAGGAAUUUUUCGGAAGAAGAAACAAUAGAUGAUAAAAAAAAUAGGAUUAGAAUUGAUUUGGAGAAAAAAACAUAAAAAUUCUUGGCAAAAUUUUUUUAGGUAAAAAUUAAGAGUUUAAUCAACUUUCGGUUUAGUAAUUAUAUAACUUUUUUGGCAUUUAAUAAUAAAAUCUCAGACAUGGAAAAAUGCAGAGAAAGAAAAAGAAGAUUGAGAAUAAGAAAAGAAAAACAGGCAGAAAUCUUGCACAAGACAUAAAAAAAGAAAGAAAUUUCGCGCUAAAAAAAAUAGAUAAAAUGAGUAAAACAUUUUUUAUUUCCUGUGAUCUUUUUAAUAGACUGAUAAAGUAAUAAAUAAAACCUAAUAAACAUAUAGUUGUAUAGAUUCUUAAAAAUGAAAAACUAAAAACUGAAAUAUUAUUGAUAAAUUGAUAAUUGUUAAUUUGUUUUUCUCUCCCGUUAGACUGAUUUUGUGUUUAUAAUUUUUUUUCGAGGUGAACUUCGAGCGAGAAAGAAAGUAAAAGAUUUUAUUAAAAAGAUAAAAUUGCAAUACUCAAAAUUCAGAUUCAACAUCAAGACAGUAAAAGAGAAAAAAAAACAUACAAAAAUUUUCUGCGAAAUUAUAAAAGUGAACAAGAUUUUGUAAAUAAUAAUAUUGGAGAAAAGAAUUCUUCUUUGGAACACAGAAAAGAACUUCUGAGAAAAUGCAUUAGAUUUUCUUUCUUUUAUAAAAAAAAAAAAAAUGUUUUCUUUUGGAUAAAAGAACGUAUAAAUUUUAGAUGGAAAGACUGGCAAAUUUGAAUUUUUCUCAAACAAACAAAAAAAAGUGGCUUGAAAAAUCAUUCUUGAAUGUUGCAAAUAUUGAAUGAUGUUUAUAUGAAUAUGUAAAAUCUUUCAAAACUUAUUCCACCCAGUUUUUGUGCCUUUUUUGCCAUAAAGAGCGUGUUUUUGUACGAAUGACAAUGAAAAUAUCGUGUCUUUUUUAGAGAAGAAAGAAAAAUCACUCAUUCCAAAUGUAUUAAUCAUUAGACGUGGUGAAAAGGUAUAAAAUAAUAAACCUGCAACUGUAAGCAAACUGUAAUCAAAAGAGGAGUAAAUAGAUUUAUAUAUUUUAUCACAAGUGUUUUCAAAGUAAAAAAAAAAAGAAAA